CUUGCUCUCUCUCUACUGCCACCACUCUCGCCAUGAACACACCACCACCGAAGAAGGAAGAGCUCUUCGCAUUUCCGCGCCAGUGAAAUGAUAGGAUGGGCUUCUUCCGACGACUCUUCGGCGGCUCCAGGGACAGGCAACACCACCGCCGGCGCUGGAGCUUCAUCAGAUCGCUCAACGAGAAGAGCCGCCUAGCCCUCCCCAGCGGCGCCGCCCACCACCACCACCGCUACUCCCUCGGCCCCGGCGACUUGGACGCCAGCAAGCACGCCAUCGCGGUCGCCGCCGCCACCGCCGCCGUCGCCGAGGCCGCCGUCGCCGCCGCCCAGGCCGCCGCGGAGGUCGUCCGGCUCACCAGCGGUGGGGGUGCCGUCGGCGGGGCCGUGAAAUGUGCUGCUCCGGCGCAGUCCGGCGGCAACCGCCCGCGCGUGGAGGAUUCGGCCGCGCUGCUGAUUCAAUCCGCAUUUCGAGGCUAUCUGGCAAGGAGAGCACUUAGAGCACUGAAAGCUCUGGUGAAACUCCAAGCGCUGGUGAGAGGCCAUUUUGUGAGAAAGCAAAUGGCAGACAUGCUCAGGCGCAUGCAGACAUUGGUCCGCUUGCAAGUACGGGCUCGUACAAGUCGCUCUUAUACAACAGUUUCUCCACAUUCCAGCAGCAAGUCCUCUUUAUCUCAUCACCCAAGAUGUGGCUCAAUUUCAAACAUUAGGGGAAAUAUUGACAUGGAAGGGGCAAAAUUUGGAUCAAAUUGGCUGGACCGUUGGAUGGAAGAAGGCGUAAGGGACGACCAUGGAGAUGCUCCACCGAGACAUCGGCAUGAUGACGAGAGGAGCUCGAAGAUUCUUGAAGUAGACACUUGGAAGCCUCGCUUGAACUCUCAAAGAAACCAGGAAACUUACCAAUCCCUGCAUCAAGCUAUAGAAUCCAACUACAUAAAUCAGAAUGUGAUGGUAUCCGACUCUCCAUCAAAAUACUCAUCAAGAGCACCUAACCCCGUGCCAAGUUUAUCCUCAGAGGAGCUUCUUUCAUUGAGGUCUCUGCGUUAUCCCGGAGGUAAAGGUGAAAUGCUCAAAUCUGCUGACAACAGCCCACAAGUAAAAUCUAUUUCAUCUCGGCCCGGAAGUAGCAGUGCGAGGAGAGGUCGCUUCACACCAACGAGAAGUGAAUGUUCAUGGGGCUUCUUUAACGGGUACUCGGGUCACCCGAAUUAUAUGGCUAACACGGAAUCGUCUCGGGCCAAGGUUAGGUCACAGAGUGCCCCCAGGCAGAGGCUUGAGUUUGACAAGUAUGGUUCGACAAAGAGAUCUCUCCAGGCAUCUUGGGAUGUUGGGGCUACUUCGGAAAGGAAUUACCCGCUAUAUGCCGAUUUAAGGAGCAGAGCUUAUCCAGUCUCCAACCGGUUUGACAGACUAGGAAGUACCAAUUUGAGGUGACACAGCUUUGGUUUUUCUCUUCCUUUCCUUCGGUCCGGGCUUGUGUGGUAAGACUUCUUGAUGCGUGGUAGUGAUUCUUCAUCAAAUUCACGGAAAGUUCAUCCAUGAGUGCAAACCCUUUUGAUAUUUUUCCUGUUUUUUUGCUAGCGGCGUGCUUUUCCCCCGUGUUUUCUUUUUGUUAGAGUGACCCUGUAUUUGUUCCACUUGUCAAUGAACACAAUAAAGCUGUGUACCUGUGACACUGUAAAGUGUUGAUUUACUU
This is a messenger RNA of Syzygium oleosum, 1692 nucleotides long. Its product is annotated as protein IQ-DOMAIN 23-like. Gene Ontology annotation, molecular function: protein binding. NCBI's taxonomy places the organism in Eukaryota, Viridiplantae, Streptophyta, Magnoliopsida, Myrtales, Myrtaceae. The record is from RefSeq and is a predicted model, not a curated record.